AGACUACACUCUUCUACUGCCAACAGUAGUCUUUAGUACUCUAGAUUUAAAGCGACAAACGGACACGGGCGUUAUUCUGUUGGUGGUUGUCGCUGAAAUCUUCUUAUCAUGGCCUUUUCGAAAAGUCGAAUGCUGGUGUUUGUGAUGAGUGUGUUCCUAAUGAACAAGUGUUUAGGUGAGCUCCAGUUGCGACUUAGGGGUGGCCUUAGCCCUUCGGAGGGGCGCGUUGAGGUGCAGUAUCGAGGGGUGUGGGGCGCGGUGUGUGACGAUUACUGGGAGCUAAAUGACGGCCACGUGGCAUGCCGUAGCCUCGGCUAUCGGCUCGGCGCGGAGAGUGUCUCGUGCUGCUCCCGGUACGGACAUAGUGCUUCUGGACGCAUCUUUCUCGACGAUGUCAACUGUCAAGGGCACGAGGAUUCGCUAGACCAGUGCAAAAGCGAGCCACUUGGAACACACGACUGUGACCCUAUGAGAGAGGCGGCGGGGCUGGUGUGCAGGAGUGAAACUAGAAACACGCCAGAGAUCCCAGUACGUCUUAUGGACGGGGCUGACUUGACCGAGGGUCGAGUGGAAGUGAUGUACAAAAGGGAAUGGGGAGCAAUCUGUGACGACAUGUGGGAUAUGCGCGACGGUCACGUGGUCUGCCGCAUGCUUGGUUUCGAUUCUGCUACAAGUACUUCUUGCUGUGGAAAGUAUGGUCCCAGUAAAAGCAGGCGUGUCUGGUUGGAUGACGUUCAGUGCAAGGGCGAGGAAAAGUCUAUUAGCGAAUGCAACAAGCGAGAGUGGGGCUCCAACAACUGCAACUACCACGAAACAGCCGGUGUGGUCUGCAAACGAGCCAAACCGACCACCGUACCAAAAGUCAAGUUUCGGCUAGAAGGAGGUCGAUCUCCAAACCAGGGUCGCCUUGAGGUGGAGUACAAUGGGCAGUGGGGAGGCGUAUGCGAUGAUCACUGGACACUUAGCAACGCACAUGUCGUAUGCCGAGAGCUGGGCUUCGAACGAGGCCUCAGCGUGGCCUGCUGUUCCAAAUAUGGUACCAGUCUAUCCAACCGUAUAUGGCUCGAUGAUGUUAUUUGCGAUGGUAAUGAAGAGAGCUUAGCAUCAUGCUCGCAUCGACCUUGGGGACGACACAACUGCGACACGCUGAAAGAGAUGGUUGGGUUGGAGUGCGUUGGAGCCACACUGCUCCCUACCCCUCCCCCAACACUUGCACCUUGCCCAAAUGGUUUAGAGCGGACGCUGGAUGGCUCCAUUUGUACUGAGCCUUGCGCAGAGGGUUAUGAACGAUCAGUCUUGGGAUCUAGCUGUGUAGAUGUGAAUGAGUGUAAUAACAGUGCCCGUGUUGCCUGUCCAUACGAGUGCAUCAACACCGUCGGAAGCUUCACGUGCGUUUGUCCCGAGGGGUACGAGGGCGAUGGCCAAAUGUGCACAGUUAUCUCUAUUCCCGGUCCUGGCGACCCUCACGUGCGCCUUACAAACGGGCCUUCGCCAAAUGAAGGGACGGUAGAGGUUUUUAGGGACGGUCAGUGGGCCACCGUGUGCGAUGAUUUCUGGGAUCUUCGCGAUGCUCACGUUGUGUGCCGGAUGCUGGGGUAUACGCAUGCUGACCGCGCGUAUUGUUGUGGGAGACACCGCAGUAACAUUACGCGGGCGAUCAUGCUGGAUGACGUGCAGUGCCGCGGAGAUGAGGAGUCUAUUUUCCAGUGCCGUACUAGUGAGUGGGGAGUGCACAACUGUCAGCCGGGGCAGGAGGAAGCUAGUGUUUCGUGCGUCCAUGUGGCUAGCUUCCCUUCCACGCCACCUCCGACCCUGUACGCUCCGACCGACGUGGAAUUCCGUCUCACCGGUGGGCCUAGCCCUAACGAAGGCCGUGUUGAAAUGUUCUACCGUGGGGAGUGGGGUGCGGUGUGCGAUGACAACUGGCGCCUCAGAAAUGGUCACGUGAUUUGCCGUUACCUAGGAUACCAGAUGGGUGCUAGAAGCGUGUCGUGUUGUAGUCGCUAUGCUGCAAGUGCAUCCCGCAAAAUUUGGCUGGAUGAUGUUGUUUGCCGUGGAACGGAGAAAUCGUUACUGCGCUGUAUUCAUCGCCUAGGAUCAAGUAAUUGUAAUAACUUUGAGACCGCUGGUGUGGUGUGCGAGCGUCCCACUACUGAUCCCCCCACCACUACGCCCAUACCGACAACUGAGGCGACCACUACACGCUCGCUUUAUUACACACUUAAGCGGAAGUCGCAGACCGUGCGCCUUAUGAAUUUCGGCGAUCAUCGCGGUAUGGGUCACGUGGAGGUCUUGCGUAACGGAGUGUGGGGCGCAAUCUGUGACGAAGGCUGGGAUAUUAACGACGGUCACGUGGUAUGCAGGUCGCUAGGAUACCGCGAGGCGUCGUUUGUCUCGUGUUGCAGUAAGUACGGAUCGACGUCCACAGGGCGCGCGUGGAUGCGAAACGUGCAGUGCAAAGGGACGGAAGAGACACUGGACCAGUGCCCGCAUCAGCGUGUGGAGGGGAGGCAUAAAUGCAGCAGAUUUACCCUGGCAGGAGUGGUGUGCGAGAUGUAUGGACCAACCUCUGCCGCACCGACCCCUCCCCCGUACGUGUGGGUGCGCCUUGUAAAUGGCAACCGUCGCGAGGAAGGGGCAGUCAUGGUGCGCCUUAACAACGAGUGGCGUUACGUGUGUGACGAUAACUGGGGCCUGGACGAGGGUCACGUGGUAUGUCGCAUGUUGGGCUACACGCACGCUGUGAGGACGCCUUGCUGUAACAGAUACAAUGCUCCUGAAAUGGAGUCUUUCUGGAUGGAUGACGUCAGAUGCACCGGUAACGAGACAAGCAUUUCCGCAUGUCGCCACCGGGGAUGGGGAGAACAUGAUUGCCGGAAGUCAGAGAUUGCGGGUGUGCAAUGCUUCACGGGAACUACCACAGUGUCGCCAUAUCAGCACCAACUGACUUCAAGUCCACGUGUCGUGAAAUUCCGGCUGACAGGCGGUUCUCGCGAGAGUGAAGGCAGAGUGGAGCUCUUCCACCGAGGAGAAUGGGGCUCAGUGUGUGACGACAACUGGCGCAUACGUAACGGGCACGUGAUUUGUCGUCACCUUGGCUACCCACGUGCUUUAAGCGUGUCCUGCUGUAGCGAGUUCGGUAUCAGUCCCUCGCGACGUAUUUGGCUAGAUGACGUCAUAUGUCGUGGAAAUGAGAAAUCAUUAAUGGACUGCCGACAUCGUGAAUUAGGUUUGAAUAAUUGCAACCAGUGGGAGAUAGCAAGUGUUAAGUGCGACCCUGGAUCCAAUACUGCUUCGCCGGUGUUCACUACAGUUCCUGUUACAUCGACAGCUCCUUCUUUUAGUACCAGGGCACCAGUCCAGCGCGUCCGUCUGGUUGGCGGCGCUAGUCCAAACGAAGGUCGCGUCGAGAUUUACCAUAAUGGGGAAUGGGGAGCAGUUUGUGAUGAUUUCUGGAAUCUGCUGGAUGGUCACGUUGUUUGCCGUAUGCUCGGGUUCCCCAAGGCAGAGAGUGUGUCGUGCUGUAGUACAUAUGGGUCUCACUGGGCCAGCAAGAUGCUCCUUGACGACGUCAAGUGUUCUGGUAUGGAGUCCAGCCUGUUAGACUGCUCGCAUAAAGAAAUUGGCCAACACGAUUGCCAUCCAGGUGAAGAGACCGCAGGCGUUCAUUGUCAGCCAUUCAUCUCAUCAACUACUCAUCGAGUUUCAGUUCCGACGACUCAGCCGGCCGUGCAGGUAGCCGUACCGGUCCGUCUGCGGGGAGGACGUUCAGCACAUGAGGGCCGGAUUGAGGUGUACCACGAGGGCGUGUGGGGUGCGGUAUGUGACGAUGGCUGGAGGAUACCGCAUGGAAACGUCAUUUGCCGUAUGCUGGGGUACGAAAAGGCUACCGCGGUCACGUGCUGUGGAGCCUUCGUUCAUGACCCACCUUCAAAUAUAUGGCUAGACGACGUACGUUGCCGUGGAAACGAGCGUUCGAUUUUCCGCUGUGCACAUCGUCCUUGGGGGAUUAAUAACUGCAAUAUGAAGGAGUUGGCAGGUGUGGUUUGUCACCUGGUCGGUGCCACGCCUUCUCCUCCUGCAUGCGGGAUCAAGCCAAGCCUUCCCUCAACCGGAUUCGCCCGAGCGGGUCCCGCCCGGCCAGAAGACUGGCCAUGGCAGACGAUGAUUCUUAACCGGCGACGGUUUCCAUUUUGUAGCGGCGUUUUGAUCUCGGCCCGUCACGUGAUCACUGCCGCUCACUGCUUCGACAGGAUUAUCCGAACUGACCAGAUCAUUGUGAGACUCGGAGCCUACAUAGCGCGGUCAGGGAGACUGGACUGGGGAAUGGGUAGCCGCUGGGAACAAGAGAUUGCGGUCGCAGCAAUUCAUAAGCACCCUAGCUACCAAGCCCCCACACGCUGGGCCAAUGAUAUUGCUGUAUUGAAGCUCGCGCGACCAGCGAUCCUCAAUAAGCGAGUAAACGUGGUUUGCAUGGAGAACGAAACAAACAUUUUCCCAGGGACGCCCUGCUGGACAACAGGCUGGGGGCUACUUGGCGUUCUCCCUGGAGAUAUGCGGAUAAUCCAGCAAAUCUCAGUCCCAAUCGUGUCCUUUAGGACGUGCCAAAAAAACUACCCGAGUAUCCACCGCUCCAUGACAUGUGCUGGGUACGACGAUGGGCGAGGCGUGUCGUGCUCAGGGGACUCGGGGAGUCCAUUGGUCUGUCAAUCCGCAGGACAGUGGCAUCUCAUCGGUGUUUCAAGCUGGGACGGUGGUUGUGGGUGGCCACGAUUUUACGGGGUGUACACCACAGCAUCGUACUUUGCUAGCUGGCUUACGAGUCGGACAAGCUCUUAGUGCUGGCUAUUGCUCUACUAUUGCGUCUGCUAUUUAUAGAUGCUAUGUGUCUGAUUCUUGUGUCAGGACUGAUUAUGGAUGUAUGCGUCUGAAUGCCCCCCCCCCCCCCCCCCCCUGCCUGCAUGAUGUAAUGAAAUGGAAGUAGCAAUUCUCUUUUUGUGGCGGCGAAGGAAGGAAUCACUGGUAUGUCAGACAUUAAGACAAUUACCAUAUAAGUCCUAUGUAAAACAAAGAACGGGAGAACGAUGGUCGUAUUACACGAUUGCU
Nematostella vectensis (starlet sea anemone) is the source of this 5106-nucleotide messenger RNA. Its product is annotated as deleted in malignant brain tumors 1 protein. The transcript is spliced from 20 exons. NCBI's taxonomy places the organism in Eukaryota, Metazoa, Cnidaria, Anthozoa, Actiniaria, Edwardsiidae. Gene Ontology annotation, molecular function: serine-type endopeptidase activity; calcium ion binding. Bases 109 to 4839 code for a protein of 1576 amino acids. Gene Ontology annotation, cellular component: membrane. Gene Ontology annotation, biological process: proteolysis. The record is from RefSeq and is a predicted model, not a curated record.